CUCAGACUGAGCUGGUGCAGCAUAUUUCUACAUGCUAGCAAUUCGAAAUUUUUUCCGGAGGCUAUUUGCACUAUUCCAAGCAAGAAAGCAGAAGGCACUCGAAUCUCGGUAUUCACCAAAGAAGAAAGACCGGAAAAGAAGAAGUGCCAGUUUACCUGUGGAUGAAACUCAAGCUACAGUUGCUGAUGCAGAUAAGGAAAGCAGUGGGGAGGUUUCGGAGCGAUCGUCAAGAUUUAGUCGACUACUGGAUCUUAGCGAGAGAGUCGGACGCAAAGUGAAGACCUUCGUUAGCAGACCCAUAAGACCUGCUGCGAUGAAGAGAUUUGUGAAGCGGGUCAGGGCAAGGAUUACUUUGCCAAGACGAACUCGAGAACUCGAAACUUACGGAGAAGUGGCUUUUCCUCGUACACAAAGACUUUCAUCGGAGCGGAGAAAGGAAGCUGAGAAUAUUUUCGUUGAUGCAACACAAGAUACCUUGGUACUUCCUUCUACGAGCGUUGCGGCAAGAGAGGAGCAAGAAGUCAGUGAGAAGCUUGAAAGUGGCUGUCCAAUCAUUACUGGUAACAAAGAUAACAAUGGUCAGGUUCUUAUCGGUAGCCAGCCAUUUUGGAUGCGUGAAAAUGAAGUGGAUGUCAUUACAGCCGAUGAUUUACAGUUGAAUGCAGAAGUUGUGUUAGACGUGGAUGAUGGAAAGAUCGUCUUAGAAACUAUGCCAAAAAUUCCAGUACUUUUGAACCCGUUCAACGACUUGAAAGUACUUAAGAAGAGAGAUGGGCAGUUUUUUACGAGGGGACUGUUGUUUGGUAAUUCUGUGAGAAGUAUGAUCAACCUUAGUGAUAUGACAUCAGUGAAAAUUCCGGAAAGAAAACGUAUGCACAAAAGAAUUGUAGACUUUACAAGGCCCAGUGCGAGAUACUUUUAUGAGAGAGAAACGCAUUGGGAUUUCGAGAAGCAGUACUACGUACCCCAAAACGAGGAUGCGAAACUAAAUGAAGCAGUAGAGUCAGAAAAGCCAUCUCCUCAUUCACCAGCAGAAUCUUCACAAGCACCAAAGGAAUCUCGGAAAGAAGUGUCCUCAAACAAUUCCCAACGCAGCUCGAAGAAAGCGAAAAAGAAAAAGAGGAAAAAGAAAAGCAAGCACUGA
Molecule: messenger RNA, 1144 nt
Organism: Cylicocyclus nassatus
Lineage: Eukaryota; Metazoa; Nematoda; Chromadorea; Rhabditida; Strongylidae
Source: the annotation of a GenBank genome assembly